This is a messenger RNA of Oenanthe melanoleuca, 2106 nucleotides long. Its product is annotated as mesothelin-like protein. Gene Ontology annotation, cellular component: cell surface. The record is from RefSeq and is a predicted model, not a curated record. Bases 1 to 2106 code for a protein of 701 amino acids. The transcript is spliced from 14 exons. Lineage: Eukaryota; Metazoa; Chordata; Aves; Passeriformes; Muscicapidae. Gene Ontology annotation, biological process: cell-matrix adhesion.
AUGGUGUGGGCAGUGACAGCCCUGGCAGCAGCCACCCUCUGCCUCCGUGUCUCCACAGAGCUGGUGAAAGUCACAGUGGCUGCCCUGAUUUUUGGAGCUGUCCUGUCCAAGACUGAGCAUCCCCAGCUCGGGGUGUGUGACCUGGAGCCGGGCAGCAUCGGAUCGGAUCCCAGCACCCUGGACCAGCUGAAGCUGUGCCCGGCGCUGACGGGGGCACAGCAGGAUGCCCUCAAUGCCCUGCUCCUCUCGGGGCGCUCCGAGUACGGGGAUCCUUCGAGCUGGGAUUUACAGACCCUGCGAGAUUUGGGGCCGCUGGUGCUGGCGUUGAACCAGACCACGCUGAGUUUGGUGGCCGAGGCAGCCCGGGAGGAUUUCAGGAGCACCGCAGCCUCCUCCAUCACCCAGGGCCAUUCCCAGCGGGACAAAUCCCUGCUGCUCCCCGGGGCAGCCGCUGCCUCCCGUCCCAGGCUGAAGCGCAGCUCGGACCGCUGCCAGUCCGAGCCCAUCACCGCCGACAGCAUCUUUGAAAUCCUGGACCUCAGCCUUGAGCAGCUGGACCUGUGCCUGAGCAAUGAUGUGCUGAUAAAAAACCUGGAGGAUGUGGUGGUUCUGCCAAUCCCCUCAGAGAUGUCCCAGGUCCUGAAAAAAAAGGUGGAUGAGGCUUUCCCCUCGGGGCUCCCCGAGCAGCAGCUGAGGCGCCUGGGGACGCUGUCCCGGCUCUACACGGGGCAGGAGAUCAGCCGGUGGCCGGUGACAUCCAGCGACACCCUGUCAGCGCUGCUCAGCCCCUCGGGAGGAGACUGGAACGACUCCCAGGUGCAGCAGCUGAUCAGCAGGUACCUGGCCCUGGAGGGCUCCUGGACUGGGCCCCUGCUGCAGGAAAUGGGGGGCAAACAGCUGUGCCAGCUGCAGGAGGAGCAGAUCCAGCAGAUCCCUGCUGCUGCCAUCGGGACUGCUGGGCAGCUGGACAUCUCCACCUGCUCCCAGGCCAAGAAGGAGCAGCUCUAUGGGAAGGCUCGGGAGGCCUUUGCCAGCCUGGGCGGCUCCCCCAGCUCCUAUUACUGCAGGAUCCGGCCCUACCUGGGUGGAGCUCCAGCAGAGGAUCUGAAGGACUUGGCUAAUUCUGGUGUGUCCAUAAACAUGGAUCUGCACACCUUCCUGGCCCUAAACCCCGAGGAACUGCAGAAACUCAGCGUCAUGGAUGUGAAACGUCUGCUGGGGGAAAACCUGCCCGAGCUGAAGGAAGCCGAGCACGAGCCCUCGGUGGAGAGCUGGGUGCAGAAACAAUCCCAGCAGGAGCUGGACUGCGUGCUGGGCAUCGGCCUGCAGGGGGGGCAGCCAGCGCCCGCGGGGACAGCCAGCCCUGCCCCGGCCACUGCCACCGGCCCUGCGGCCACCACCCCCGCCAGGGUCACCUCUGGGGUCACUGCCACCCCAGCCAGUGUCACCUCUGGGGUCACUGCCACCAGCCCUGUGGCCACCACCCCAGCCAGUGUCACCUCUGGGGUCACUGUCACCAGCCCUGUGGCCACCACCCCUGCCAGUGUCACCUCCACAGACACUGUCCCCACCUCUCCUCACCCUGCCACCUCAGCCAAUGUCACCCCUGUGCCCACCACCCUCCCCACUGUCCCCACUCCUCCUCACCCCUCGGCCAGUGUCACUGUCGCCACCCCCAGUGCCAUUAGCAGCCCUCAGCCGAGCACGGUGCCCCCCAGGACCCCCGCCCUGAGCACCCCAACCCCUCCUGACACCCCCCCACACACUGGGGGUCCCCCUGUCCCCCCUGUCCCCUCUGCCACCCCCUCUGCCAGUCCUGCUGUGACCAGCGCCCCCCCCUGCCCCACCCAGCAGACAGACAGAGCCACCUCCCCCGCUGUCCCCGCCAGCACCCUCCUGGCCGCCAGCAGCCCCAGUGCCACCCCUGUCCCUGCUGCCACCUCCGGGACCACCACCGCUGGCAAUGUCCCAGAGCCACCACGGACAACAUCCAACGGCUACAUCAACCUGCAGCCCCCGCCUGGAUCAGGAUCCAGCCUCUGCUCCUGCCUCCUGCCCCUGCUGGCAGCCACCACCUCGAGCCUCCUGCUCUGGGGGCUGCUCUAG